AUGCUCCCUUUCUUUCUUUAUGGCUCUCUUUCUUUCCAUCUUUUCUUUUUACUCAUUUUCAUUUUUUUCUUUUUUUUCGUUGUCCCUUCUUUCCUUCUUUCUUCCUUCCUUCCUUUCUUUUUAUCUUUCUUUUUUUUUAUUGCUUUCUUUCUUUCCACUCUUCUCUUUUUAAUAAUUUUCCAUGGUUCUUUUUUUCGUUCUCCGUUGUUUUCUUUCUUUCUUUAUUUAUUUCUUUCUUUUCUUUUCUUUUCCUUUCUUUCUUUCUUUCUUUCUUUUUUCUUUUCUUUCUUUACGGCUUUCUUUCUUUCCACUCUUUUCUUUCUAAUAAUUUUCAUUUAUUCUUUUUUUCGUUAUCCGUUCUUUCUUUCUUUCUUUCUUUCUUUCUUUCUUUCUUUCUUUCUUUUAAUUUUUUUCUUUUUUAUAACUUUCUUUCUUUCCUCUCUUUUCUUUUUAACGAUUUUACUUUGUUUUGUUUUUUGUUGUCCGUUCUUUCUUUUUUUUUCUUUUUUUCUUUCUUUUCUUUCUUUCCUUUUUCUUUCUUUCUUUUUUCUUUCUUUCUUUAAACUGUUUUGUUCCUUUUUUUCUUUCUUUCUUUCUUCCUUCCUUUCAUUCUUUCUUUAUUUCUUUCUUUCCACUGGGGUGAGGUGGAAUGUUUCCACUGCAUGGAUUGUCUCUUUGCCUUUGGCUCAAAACAUUCUUCUUCUUCUCCUUCCUCCUCAUCCUCUACCUCUUCUUCUUCUUCCUCCUCCUCCUCCUCUUCUUCUUCUUCUUCCUCCUCCUCCUCUUCUUCUUCUUCUUCUUCUUACUCAUUCUCCUCUUCUUCUUAUUCCUCCUCCUCCUCUUCGUUUUUUUGUUUCUCCUCCUCCCCUUCUUCUCAUCCCUUCUUAUUAUUAUUAUUUCUCCUCCUCUUCUUCUUCUUAUUCCCCCUCCUCCUCUUUUUCUUCUUAUUCUCCUCCUUAUUCCUCUUCUUAUUCUUCCUACUCUUCCUCUUCUCUUAUUCCUCCUCCUCCUUUUCUUUUUUUUUUUUUGCUUUUUCUUUUUCCUACUCCCCUCCUCUUCUUCUUUUUCCUCCUCCUCCACUUCUACUUCUUCUUCUUCUUCUUCUUUUUCCUCCUCCUCCUCCUCCUCUUAUUUUUAUUACUCUUCUUCCUCCUCCUCUUCUUAUUUUUAUUCCUCCUCCUCUUCUUCUUAUUUCUCCUCCUCGUCCUUUUCUCAUUCCUUCUCAUUAUUAUUAUUUCUCCUGCUCCUCUUCUUUGUAUUCCUCCUCCUCUUUUUCUUCUCCUUCUUCUUAUUCUUCCUACACUUCCUCUUCUUCUUAUUCCUCCCGCUCCUCCUCCUCUUCUUCUUCUUCUUCUUCUUCUUCUUCUUCUUCUUCUAUCCUCCUCCUCCUCCUUUCUUUUUCUGUCUUUCGAUGACAUCUUUUCUUUCAAUCUUCUUAUUCGUUAUCUCUACUUAUUCUUUUUUUACUCGUAUUUUUUUUUAAUUAUUUUUAUUCAGAAUUCUUAUUUCGCCUUCCAUUCUUUUUUUAUGCUUCUUCGUUCUUUUCUCCUUCAUAUACCCUUUCCUUCUUUGUCAUCCAUUGCUCGGCUUCUUCCUGUAUCGAAAAUUUAUGCCGAAAAAGGGGAGGUACCUACCUUUUUAAAACGUUCUUCCUUGUGUUUUGAUUAUCCGUAUUCAUUGUAUCUUUUCAUUCUUUUAUUCCUAUCUAUCAUUUGCUCGUCAGGCUUUCAGUCAUUUUUCUUUCUUUCUUUCUUUCUUUCUUUCUUUCGUUCUUUCUUUCUUUUUUCAAAAGUCGUUUUUGCUUUCUUAAUUUAUUAG
Molecule: messenger RNA, 1818 nt
Organism: Acanthosepion pharaonis
Lineage: Eukaryota; Metazoa; Mollusca; Cephalopoda; Sepiida; Sepiidae
Source: the annotation of a GenBank genome assembly